Molecule: messenger RNA, 455 nt
Organism: Hyla sarda
Lineage: Eukaryota; Metazoa; Chordata; Amphibia; Anura; Hylidae
Gene: TMSB10
Product: thymosin beta 10
Exons: 3
Coding region: 121-246 (41 amino acids)
Biological process (GO): actin filament organization; regulation of cell migration
Cellular component (GO): cytoplasm
Molecular function (GO): actin monomer binding
Source: RefSeq, a predicted model, not a curated record
UUCAGACCUGUGACUUCUGAAGGCUAGAAUUUUUAUUUAAAGUUCUGUUCUGGAUGAAGCUUUAUAAAGUCAGCUGAUGUGAUUUCAUUCUCUUUAUACAGUGAUAGAUGAGAACACAUCAUGGCAGACAAGCCAGAUCUGGCGGAAAUCGGCAGGUUCGACAAGUCCAAACUGAAGAAGACGGAGACGCACGAGAAGAACACCCUGCCUACAAAAGAGACCAUCGAGCAAGAGAAACAGAACUAAUGACUUAUCUGAAAGCCUGGAUGCCCUGACAAUGGCUUGAAGGAGAAACGUCUCUCUGCUGGUAGAGACUAACAUGCACUGUGAAGAAGGGGUUAAAAAACCAAACCUGUGUCGGCCAAGACAUGCCAAAAAAUGGAAGGGAAUAUUGUGUUAACUUGUCUUCCCUCUUGUUCAAUGUUUGAAUGGAAUAAAAAAAUUUGUGCAAUAAA